AUGGCUGAAAGUUAUCCUUCGCAAUAUAUAACCACUGCGACCAUCCUUACUUUGGUAGCCGUCACUGGCCUGGCGGGGAAUGGCUUGACCAUCAUAUCAGUGUUCCUGUCCACCAAACUACAGACCAAGACCAAUGUCUUCGUGGUCAAUCUGGCGGUCGGCGAUGUGAUAACCUGUACUGGCAUUCUUGUCCAACUCGUGGCUCUCUUUUCACGGGGUGAACCAUUCAUUCCAGCCAGUUUUGGGGAUUUGAUUGCCAUUCUUGGAUCAGUGUCAAUGAGUUCCACCAUUUUGACCCUGGCUAUGAUCGGGAUAAUUAGGUGCACGAGGGCUAUAAGGUCUCCGAUCAUCUUCGACAGACUCUUCUCAACCCUGAAACUGACGCUGAUGGUUUUUCUCACCUGGGCCAUCCCCGUUUCAAGCAAUGUUCUAUACUACCUGGGAGGGGGGCGGAAUCUGUACGACUCGCAGAUCAAAAUGUAUAAAUUCGCGUUAUUGGAAAACACCGGAUUUGACAUUCCAGUCGCAAUCUUCUUCGUCAUCGAUGCAACGUUGGUCAUCGUCUGUACCCUGAUUAUGCUGAUUUGCUAUCUGAAAAUCGUCCUUCAUGUGAGAGCUCACACGAGGAGAAUAUCUGUUGAAUUGGGAGGUGUAUCUCCGUCAUCUCAGGCCCUAGAGUCAGGAAAUCGAGCCGAGCCCCCACUAAGUCAUCAAGCAGAGAACAGUCAACAGCGAUCUGGGAGGCCUGCACGACCUCCUCUUCGGUUUGAGGUUGAUUUGACAUUGACGUGGUUACAACGACAAAAUUUAAUGUAUCACAUUAAACAGCAAAUUAUCUUGAAAAACACAUAUUGA
Messenger RNA from Lytechinus variegatus (green sea urchin), 855 nucleotides. RefSeq names its product melatonin receptor type 1A-like. The transcript has 2 exons. The record is from RefSeq and is a predicted model, not a curated record. Gene Ontology annotation, molecular function: G protein-coupled receptor activity. The coding region runs from base 1 to 855 and encodes 284 amino acids. NCBI's taxonomy places the organism in Eukaryota, Metazoa, Echinodermata, Echinoidea, Temnopleuroida, Toxopneustidae. Gene Ontology annotation, cellular component: membrane. Gene Ontology annotation, biological process: G protein-coupled receptor signaling pathway.